GAAUCUUAUUGUGAUGUCACUAUUGCCUGCGAUGGAAAGUUCUACCCUGUUCACAAGCUGGUUUUAUCAACGUGCAGUGAAUAUUUCGAACAGAUGUUCGAAAGGACAAACUGCAAACACCCUGUUAUAGUGCUUAAAGACAUUAGACAUGAGGAAUUAGAGGCUCUUCUAAAUUACAUGUAUGUAGGUGAAGUAAAUGUCCUUCAGAAUGAAUUGGCUGGCCUAAUAAAGGCAGCAGAAUGCCUAAUGAUAAAAGGCCUUGCGGUACCUGAUGAAGCUCCUAAAGAGUAUAAAGAAAAAAGAAGUUCGUGUGUCAGAGAAGAUAGUCCCAUAGCAAAGAGAAGAAAGAGAGAUGAGGAACCAAGACCGUUACCCUCUCAAAACCUACAUAGAGAAAGCAGAGAGCCUAACACAGUUAGCUCAAAUCAAUCCCAAAGACAAUUAACGAGUGCCUCUAUACCAACUCCUUCCCCUGCUGCAUCCAGAACUACUGCCGUACCCAUCUCUCCUUCUCCGUCUGUUGGAAGUGCCUCUGAAUCCAUGUCAGAGGAUUGUAGUCAAGGCCAUAGUGAAGGCAAUGAACCUCCAAUCUUCCAAUCAAGGAUACAAAGCAUAGGGGCAUGA
Cherax quadricarinatus is the source of this 624-nucleotide messenger RNA. Lineage: Eukaryota; Metazoa; Arthropoda; Malacostraca; Decapoda; Parastacidae. The record is from RefSeq and is a predicted model, not a curated record.